UAUGUUGCUACUGUUGUUGUCCUUAUGGAACGAAGAAAUACAGAACUGUAUAAUGCAAUUAUGAACGUGCGACGAUUAAGUCACUUAGACUUAAUUUUCCAGCCGCUCAAAUACAUGGAUGCGGUAGUGAAAUAUUGGGUAAAAUCCAGAAUUUCCGUACCUGACAGCUUUCUAUCGAUGUGUUUAGUGGUCCCAUUACUGCCAGCAUAUCUUUUUGAGGAAGCUGAGAAAUUCUUAAGAGACGUAGUAGCUGAAAACAGAUGGCAAAAUGAAGAUCCAAACAUUUUAUCAUUUCUCAGUUAUCUACACACAACAUGGCUUCGCUAUAGUAAACAUGUGAGCGUUUAUGAAUGUGAGAGUUUAACAACUGAUGGUGCUGAGAGUUUUCAUCGCCACAACAAAAUUAAAUUAGGUGGACGACAUCCAUGUAUUUGGACAUUAUCCGAUGGAAUUGAGAAAAUCUUGAUAGAUGAGGAGAUAAACUAUAAAAGAUUACUGACGACAGCUAAACCACCGAAGAGAAGAACACCACAGUACGUUAUUGAUAGACUAAAUUAUGUUAACAAUUUAAAAAGAAUGAUUAGCAAAGAAAAUCAAAAAUUUGAUGUAGCUACUUACCUAAAAAUGAUGCCUAAGUCGAUUGAAGAAUUGCUGUUUACUUUAAAAUUAAUCAUUGGAAAUGACAUUGACUUUAUUACAAAUGAUGAUUCGGUACCUCAUGAAUUAGAUAUACCUAAAAAAGAAGAAAUCAAAGGAGAUUAUCAACAAUUAUUAACAGAAGUUGAAGAAAUGAUACCUCCAAAAUCAUGCAAUCCUUUUAAGAAAAGCAGAGAACCAAUAAAUAUCUCACCAUUCUUUCCAACUCAAUCUUCAGCUUCAAAGUGUCAAGUGUCUCAAUCGUCCAAAAUACCAACAAAAUUUUCUAAUCCGUCUCUAAAAAAUAAAGAAAAAGCAGUUAAAAACUCACCACUUGUUUCACCAAAAUUCACUCAAGUAAUGACGAUAUCAGGUACUAAAUAUAAAAAACCUCCAUCCUCCACAGUAACAUCUCACUCGUUGAAAAUACCACAAAAACCUGAUAAUACAACUCUGAAAAAAAUCAAACUAUUAACAGCAACACCACUCGUUUUACCCAAGUCCAAUGAAAUAUUGAUGUCAUCAGUUACGAAUAAUAGAAAACCUCCAUCCUCCACAGUAACAUCUCACUCGUUGACAAUACCAGAAAAACCUGAUAAUCCAAUUCUGAAAGAAAAUAAACCAUUUUUUUUUUACAAAAUUCAGAAGAUUAUCAAAAGAAUAGAAGAAUUUCCACAUUUGAUGAAUUUCUUCGAGCAUACAAUACAUAUCAAUAUGUUCCUAUUCUUGACAAAAAGUUAA
This is a messenger RNA of Cotesia congregata, 1377 nucleotides long. The record is from the annotation of a GenBank genome assembly. Lineage: Eukaryota; Metazoa; Arthropoda; Insecta; Hymenoptera; Braconidae.